GGAAAACGUUAUUCGAUGACGUCACCGCUGGCAUUUACGGAGACGGGCUGAAGCGAGUUUUUGGCAAAUACAAGCCCGGACUGUGGAAUGCCGUCACGACAGAGAGCAUAGAAGACGUGCGCAGACUUGUCAACGUGUGGUGUCGCACGGACGUGUCGCACGGGGGCGUCACUGUCGUGCAGAAGGCCAUACAGCAGGGCAGCGAGUCCAUAGUCAAGCUCAUUCAGCCAAUUAUGCCUUCCAUGAAACUAGCACACGCUGUGCUCGCACAGGACCUGGGAUCGGUGAAGUCGUUGUGCCAAGAAAAGGUUAUUAACAUGGGAUUCAGAAAUUUGGGUGAUCACGGAGCCUCGAUCCUGUACUACGCUGUGCGGUCAGACAACCUCGCCAUAGUGAAGGAGCUGCUAGCUAACAGAGUCAAAGCAGACGUCACCAUGGAGGAUUCACACGGGGUUGACAUUUCCAUGAUACUGGCUGCCAUUUUCAAUCAUCCAAGUCUAUCAAGAGAGGUUGUGAGAGUAGUCUGUGAGCAUAUAGCAUAUCUACACACGCUGUACUACAAGGGGCAUAACUGCAUGAUGGCAGCCAUCGACAAUGAUGUUAGUCUGCCCAUAUGCCAAGAGUUGCUCAGCUGCGGCGGUCCGUCCCUGCUGUGCGAUAGGAGUCAGGCGAAUCUGACUCCUCGUGACUACAGCGAGAAGCAGGGCAAGUCGCAGUACAUCCACGUCAUCGAUAAUCUCGUCUACGACUGGGUCACGCAGCCGACCAAGCACCCAGGCAAGCGGUCCCAGCUCCCGAUGCUCGGCUACAAUCACAUACGACACGCCACCUCGAUGGAGGGAGUCAGCGUAGAGGAUUUUGCCAAGAGCAGCCCAGAUGUACAAAAGUAUUUAGAGGAAAUCGACAAGGUUCAGGAACGAAUCGCGAGGUUGGCGCUGUUUCUACAAAGAGGUGAUACGAUAAAGUUCAAACAGCAGUUUUGUGAUGUCUCAUUAUUAGCCAGGAGGAGGGGGGACGGCCUACCUUUGUUACACGCCGCCGUCCUUAACAGGCAGUACGAAAUCGUAGAAUACAUGAUCUUCCAUAAAGACGAACACCUACAUGUAGACGAAGUCAGGGACCUUACUGGACGCACGGCGUUGCACUACGCAUGCGCGAUGGAGGGAGUCAAGCACAUAGAGUACCUUCUCUCGGAGCAGGGUGCCUGCGAGUACAUCGUAGAUAAGCGAGGCUUCAUGCCGGUGGACUUCAGGGAGCGGCGGGGAACGAACGCGAUGCUGACGCUACUGCAGCGGCAGAUCGAGCGCGACUACGGCACGCCCGAGCCGAACCCGUGGCAGGUGCAGAAGCGCCGCUCGGCACCGUCACCAUUUAGCGCCAUGCCGCUGCUCAUGCAUCCCCUCAUCAACCCGCACGUGCACCCGCAUCCGUCGCACCCGCUGAAUCUGCACGGGUACGGAGCGAUGGGCGCGUUGGGUCCGAUGGGAGCAACGUACGUGGACAGCGUGUCCGAGGAUCAGGUAUCAUAUACGAAGGGCAGCCAUCAGAAUCUGCGCAAGGCGAAGAGCAAGGCCGGCUCGUCGUGUCGCGUGAUGUGAGCAGCAACAGUGAGCAGAGAUCGACGUCAGGGGGCGCGGUAGUAGUGCAUGCGCGCGCGGGCGGGAGAAAACCAGAGCACGUUUAUCAUGAUGUAUAUAUGAUAUGUAUAUGAUAUGUAUAUGAUAUGUAUAUGAUAUACGUGAUAUAUAUCACGUGUCAUCAUAUGUACUCA
Molecule: messenger RNA, 1771 nt
Organism: Priapulus caudatus
Lineage: Eukaryota; Metazoa; Priapulida; Priapulimorpha; Priapulimorphida; Priapulidae
Exons: 12
Coding region: 234-1598 (454 amino acids)
Molecular function (GO): protein binding
Source: RefSeq, a predicted model, not a curated record